GAACCCCAAACCCUCUCGCACCCAAUCCGUCCCCAAUCCCCUCCUCGUCCACUCCUCCUCCCGCACUAGCGGAGAGCGGCCAUGGCCGCCUGCUCCUUCGCCGCCGUCGUGGUCUCCUCCGCCACCCCCGCCGCCAAGCCCCUCGCCCCGCACUCCCACUCCCACUCCCUCUCCCUCCCCCGCUCCGCCGCCAGGCCCCUCCGCCUCGCCGCCGCCUCCUCCUCCAGAUCCGCCCGGGCCAGCAGCUUCGUCGCCCGCGCCGGCGGUGUGGACGAUGCGCCGCUGGUCGGCAACAAGGCGCCCGACUUCGAGGCCGAGGCCGUCUUCGACCAGGAGUUCAUCAACGUGAAGCUAUCUGAUUACAUCGGGAAGAAGUACGUGAUUCUGUUCUUUUACCCAUUGGACUUCACCUUCGUCUGCCCAACCGAGAUUACCGCUUUCAGUGACAGAUAUGAGGAGUUUGAGAAGUUGGACACUGAGAUCCUCGGUGUUUCAAUUGACAGUGUGUUCUCCCAUCUUGCAUGGGUUCAGACAGACAGGAAGUCUGGUGGGCUUGGUGAUCUGAAAUAUCCGUUGAUUUCAGAUGUUACUAAAUCAAUUUCAAAGUCCUUUGGUGUCUUGAUCCAUGACCAGGGAAUUGCUCUGAGAGGACUUUUCAUCAUUGAUAAGGAGGGAGUGAUUCAGCACUCUACUAUUAACAACCUUGCCAUUGGACGCAGCGUAGAUGAGACCAUGAGGACCCUUCAGGCGUUGCAGUACGUCCAAGACAACCCGGACGAGGUCUGCCCGGCUGGAUGGAAGCCCGGCGACAAGUCGAUGAAGCCCGACCCCAAGGGCAGCAAGGAGUACUUCGCGGCCAUCUGAGAAAGCGCGCGUGCGCCCAAGACGACGGCGAGGAGCACAGGCUUCGCUGCCGGUGUUCCCACCGGUGGAUGUAGAGUUUUUGCUUUCGCGAGAGCCAUUGCGUUGCGUUGCAGUUUGCAGUUGCGUUCUGUGCCAAGAGUGUGGUACCCCGUGUGCUUGUCUGAUCGGACGUUGUCCUUCGCCACCCUUGUCCCCUAGUAACAAAUAAGGCUUGUUUUUGGUCCGUGUUAUACGUGUUGGUGCAUCCAAGCUUCCAAGGGGUUUGGUUUU
Molecule: messenger RNA, 1134 nt
Organism: Oryza brachyantha (malo sina)
Lineage: Eukaryota; Viridiplantae; Streptophyta; Magnoliopsida; Poales; Poaceae
Product: 2-Cys peroxiredoxin BAS1, chloroplastic
Exons: 7
Coding region: 82-864 (260 amino acids)
Biological process (GO): cellular response to stress; hydrogen peroxide catabolic process; response to oxidative stress
Molecular function (GO): thioredoxin peroxidase activity
Source: RefSeq, a predicted model, not a curated record